This is a messenger RNA of Thermothielavioides terrestris NRRL 8126, 1455 nucleotides long. RefSeq lists its product as uncharacterized. Gene Ontology annotation, cellular component: mitochondrion. The record is from RefSeq and is a predicted model, not a curated record. Gene Ontology annotation, molecular function: manganese ion binding; metalloaminopeptidase activity. Lineage: Eukaryota; Fungi; Ascomycota; Sordariomycetes; Sordariales; Chaetomiaceae. The coding region runs from base 1 to 1455 and encodes 484 amino acids. The transcript has 2 exons.
AUGAGGCUGGCCAGGGCCGCAUUGCGGCAAGUCCACCGCCCACUCUGUGCUAGGUCUUCCUCAAGACGAGCAUGCAUACGCAGCUAUGCAACGACAGUUUCAGCGGCUGAACUUGAGUUUGGGCAGCCCGUCCACGAGACGCAUCCGCACAUUCUUAAGCCCGGUGAAAUAACGCCUGGCAUCACCGCCCAGGAAUAUGCCGACCGCCGCGCUAAGCUGGCCUUCAGCCUGCCCGAUGGCGCCGUGGCCGUGCUCCCCUCGGCCGAGCUCAAGUACCGCUCCGGCCCCGUCUUCUACCCCUUCCGCCAGGAGUCCAACUUCCUCUACCUGACCGGCUUCUCCGAGCCCGAGUCCCUCGCCGUCAUCCGCAAGACCGGCCCCGCCCUCGGCGACUACACCUUCCACCUCUUCUGCCGCCCCAAGGACGCCCUCGCCGAGCAGUGGUCCGGCCCCUGGAGCGGCCUGCGCGCCGCCGAGGACGUCUUCAACGCCGACUCCGCCGCCGACAUCGCCGCGCUGCCCUCCCUACUCCCCCCGCUCCUCCGCGACGCCACCCGCAUCUACACCGACGCGCCCCUCUCCGCGACCGCCGCUCCCAGCCCCCUCGCCUCCAUCCUCCGCGACCUGCCCCUCCGGCACGCCCCACUCCCCCUCUCCCCGCAGACCAACCCGCUGCGGGCGGUCAAAUCGCCGGCCGAGAUCGCCGCGAUGCGGCACGCCGGCCGCGUCUCGGGCCGCGCCUUCACCUCGGCCAUGCGCCAGGUUUGGGCGUCUGAGCACGAGCUGCACGCGUACCUGGCGCACGCCUUCGCGCAGCACGGCCUGGCCGGCGAGGCGUACGUGCCCGUGGUGGCCGGCGGGCCGCGCGGGCGGCUGAUCCACUACACGCACAACUCGGCCCUGCUGCGGCCCGGCGAGACCGUGCUCGUCGACGCCGGCGGCGAGUACGGCUGGUACAUCACCGACAUCACGCGCGUGUGGCCCGUCGCCGGCCGCUUCAGCCCGCCCCAGCGCGACCUGUACGCCGCCGUGCUGGCGGUGCAGCGGACGAGCGUCCGCCUGUGCAGCGCCGCCGCCGGCCUGUCGCUGGACGCCAUCCACCGCGCGGCCGAGGCCGCGCUGCAGGCCGAGCUGGAGCGGCUCGGGUUCGACUUUGGCCGCGGCGGCGCCGCCGCGUCCGAGCUCAUGGGCGUGCUGUUCCCGCACCACAUCGGGCAUUACGUCGGCCUCGACGUGCAUGACGUCCCCGGGUAUCCGCGCUCCGUGCCGCUGCGGGCGGGCCACUGCGUCACCAUCGAGCCGGGCGUGUAUGUGCCGGAUGACGAGCGGUUUCCGAAGCACUUCCGGGGGCUGGCGGUCCGGAUCGAGGACAGUGUGUGCGUGGACGAGGAGGGGCCCAUCGUGUUGAGUGUGGAGGCGGUCAAGGAGGUGGAGGAUAUCGAGGCGUUGAGGUAG